CUAUGUAACUGUUUGAAUGAUAUCUAGCUGAUGUUUUCCUGUUUUAGUACUUUUUUUUUACUUCAAUUUGAUGAUGUAUUUUAUUUUAAGCUCCACUGCCCUCCCCAGUGCGUGAUGCGUGUGGACAUGAGCCGGAGCCACAGGAGGCAGUCGCUGCGUUCACGUGUUCACGCACACAAACUCAGUCACAUGGAGAAACAGAGGGACACACGGGUGGAGAACCUCUCCUCAUUAACUAAUGGGUGGCAGCACACACACACAUAAUGCAACUGCUUCUCUUCUCCGUAGCAUAGCCCAAUCCACACGCUGGUCUCUCACCACUGUCAUCUCUCCUCAUUGAUGAAGUGAAGCGUGCUGCCGGUGGCUCGUCUCUCCUCUCCUGGAUUCCAAAGCAUGGAGGCUGUGGCACUUUUCUCCUUCGCCGCAUCUGAAGCGGACGAACUCAGCUUCCAGAAAGGGGACAUCGUCAAGGUGACAGAAAUGGAGGAGGAUUCUUGUUGGUACACAGCAGAGAUGGAAGGCAAAAGGGGCUACGUGCCGCAGAACUACAUUUCUCUUCUGCCUCAUCCGUGGUUUGCGGGCCCGGUGUCGAGACUGGAGGCGGAGCGGCGUCUGCACUGGCAGGAUAGCGGCACGUUCCUGGUGAGAGAGAGUGAGUCAGCCCCCGGAGAGUUUUCCGUCUCUGUUAGCUAUGGCGACAGGGUGGAGCAUUUCCGAGUGCUGGAGGGCGGCGGUCAGUACUGCAUCUGGGACGAGUCCUUCAGCUCCCUCAACCGGCUGGUGGACUUCUACAAGACUCACAGCAUCGCCGUGGAGAAGGUGGUCCGCCUUCGAGACCCCCCCUCGGAUGUGUCCCUCCGCCAGGAUUCCCGCACUGGCCGUAACCCUUAUCCUAACCCAUACAAAAGCACCUCUCUGGAGUGCCUCCCUUCGGCCCGCCUCCACGGCCCUCACCCCUUGAGAGAGUCGUCCUCUGUGCAGCUGCUGGAACAGGUUUUGGGGAAGCCGCGCCUGGCUCAUGCCCUGUGCGACUACGCCCCGCCACACACCGCCCACCUGCAUUUCCUGCGCGGUGACCUUAUCGACCUACUGGACUGCUCUGGCUCGCGGUGCUGGAGGGGCCGCUGUCGCGGGCGCGUCGGCGUCUUUCCGCCGCAGUACGUCCAGCCGCUGUAUCAUUGACAACAUCAUCUCGUGUCAGUCACGACAGAGCUGCAUCACUGCCACUGAAACAUGGCCUGGCAAGGAAUCAAACAAUACAGUGGAACCUCUAAUGUCAAAAUAAUUUGGAAAUCGACCCAAAUUUCAACGUGGGCUGUGUGUACCCUUUUUUUUUUUGGUUUCGUUUUGUUUUUGUUUUUUUGGAGCAACAUUAGAACGUCGUGUUUUAUAAUUUCGCUUAUUUUUACACUUCCACUUUUUGCAAUGUGAACAGAUUGCGGUCAAACUUUGGAGGUUCCACUUUGUGGUGAAAAUUUAAAGUUAUACAAUCACAUCUUUUGCUUCUCUUCUCUACUGUCUUUGGCUUUAAGAGUCAUUCAGAAUUCAUCAUUUGAAUUUUAUAUGCUUGAUGUUGGGCAGUUCGUCUCACGAAGAGUUUCUUGUUUGUUUUCAUGCAAUUGAAGUUUGCAGUAUUUGCACAUGCUUUAAACUUUUGAAAUGAUCUAAUAUGAUGACCAAGUCGCAGACGUACACUUUAAUAAUUUAAAUAGAAUAUAUUUCAGUAAAUUGCAAUUCGUGUUUUUCGUCCUGCCACCCUUUUAUCGAGCUUCUACAAGAAAUAUGAAUAAAGAAUUGUAUUUUA
This is a messenger RNA of Hippocampus zosterae (dwarf seahorse), 1804 nucleotides long. Its product is annotated as GRB2-related adapter protein-like. Gene Ontology annotation, molecular function: protein binding. Lineage: Eukaryota; Metazoa; Chordata; Actinopteri; Syngnathiformes; Syngnathidae. The record is from RefSeq and is a predicted model, not a curated record. Bases 394 to 1182 code for a protein of 262 amino acids. The transcript has 5 exons.